This is a messenger RNA of Schistocerca cancellata (South American locust), 2084 nucleotides long. Its product is annotated as speckle targeted PIP5K1A-regulated poly(A) polymerase-like. Bases 56 to 1381 code for a protein of 441 amino acids. The record is from RefSeq and is a predicted model, not a curated record. The transcript has 8 exons. NCBI's taxonomy places the organism in Eukaryota, Metazoa, Arthropoda, Insecta, Orthoptera, Acrididae. Gene Ontology annotation, molecular function: poly(A) RNA polymerase activity. Gene Ontology annotation, biological process: mitochondrial mRNA polyadenylation; mRNA 3'-end processing.
AGCAUUUACUGUAGUUCGUGGGCUACUGAAAGACGUGACAUACUACAGGAACAAAAUGAGUCAGGGAGCAGGAGAUGCCGUUCCUCGCAUCUUAUUAAAAGAGGUUCCGAAAGGUGCGAAGAUAAUUGAUAUAUAUUGGGGACUUCAGAAAUUCGGUGCUAUUACGUACAUUGGACUUGGCAAUGACAUAGCUGUAAUAGAGUUUGCAGACAGGAUCUCAGUUGGUAAAGUACUGUCGAGCCACCCAGUUCGAGUGAAAACGAAUACAGUGCGUGCUUCACAUGAGGCCGAAUGGAAGUCCAUUUCGGGACUGGUCAAGAUGCAAGAGAUAUUUACACUAGAUCCAGACAUAAAGGCAGUCUUGAAGAAUGAGGACUCUUUUAACCAGAAAAUUGCCGAUCUGGUUAGUACGGCCGAUAAAUUGACUUUGGACUUUGAUGAUAACAUCGAUGAUGGUGUCGGCAGUCGGGAACGUCAUCCGGUGUGUGCCGUGCUAGAGAGGAUACUUCAUGACGAGUUAGGUCCCAACAUGAGAGUGUACCCAUUUGGCUCUCGUGUCUCCGGUACUGCUCUGGAGACAAGUGACCUCGACAUCUUCAUAGACUGUGGUGACAUGUUCUACGGCAAGUAUGUCCCGAGCGUGGAGGAGCUGGUGUCCAUUGUGCAGAACGUGAAACGACAGCUAGGUAAGGCGUGGCCCGAGUUCGACCACGUGACGGCCAUUCCCAGGGCACGUGUGCCCAUCGUCAAGUUCCUCCACUGUCCCAGCAACACGCGCUGUGAUGUAGCCUUCAAGAAUGGCAUCGGUUGCCGCACUGCUCGGCUGUUGAGAUUUGUGUUGUCCCUGGACAGCCGCAUCCGGCCCCUCCUGUUGUUCCUCAAGCGCUGGGUUUACAGCAUAGACUUGACGCCGGUAGCCAGGAGCUCACAGAGACCGGAGCUGACGUCCCAUGCUCUUCAUAUGGUCACCUUCACCUUCCUACAGACGGUGAAGCCUCCCAUCCUGCCUCCCAUAAAGGAUAUGAAGGAAGCUGCGGACUACAGCAUCAAGGUUGCAGGUUGGGAAACCGCAUUUUGCAACGACAGCGAACAGUUCCGCAUCACAGAUCCCCACGACAGGCGAUCUGUCCGUGAACUAUUGCUGGGCUUCCUGCAGUGCUUCCAGCAGAUCGACUGGCAGAAGAUGGCGGCAUCUCCGCUGGAUGGAGCGUUUUUGCCACGCCAGUCGGUGCCAUGCACUGUGCCUAUGAAAUCUGCAGCGAUGGUGGUUCUCGACCCGUUCAACCUGAGUCGAAACCUGACCGUGAACGUUAGUGACAUGGCACUGUGUCGACUCUGCGCAACUUGUGCAUUGACAGAGAGGGAGAUGACGUCUCGCUGAUGGCAGGUGCAGCACCAGUGACUUCCAAUUUUUUUUGGUCAAGCCGAGCAGCAAAGCAACUUGUGACUGUGUGAUACAUCAUUUAUCUUCCAGCUACAGUAGCAUAUAAUCUACCCUAACCACUUCUGGUUUUGCAUGUAAGAUGUAAAGCAGCAUAUGGUAUUGAAACAUAUCUGUACUCAUGAUAAUAUAUUAAUUUAUUUAAGGCACUAACUUGAUGCACAAGUGUCUAUUGUGAUUUUGCUAAUUGCAUUAGUAGAGCUUAAAUUAUGGCAGUAUUCAGCCAUUAAAAGUUUGGGCAAACAACCACAAUAUUUCAGUAUGAAGUUUGUGCAUAUGACAGUGGAGAUGACAAAGAAAAUGUAUAAUAUGUUUUGUUGACUUAGGACACUGCACAGUAAAUUAUAUUAGUUGAUUCUGUUUGUAUGUAUGGUCAUGUCUUAUCUUUUAAGUUUUCCAUUGGUUAAUAUCAAAAUUGUUAAAAUGUUGCUGGAAGAAAAUAAUGUAAUUCUACAAUUAGUCUCAUAAAAGUUACUGCCCAACAUAAAGCUCGGUUUCUUGGAGAAACCAAACUUUUUAUGGCAGUGUUGAAUCUUUUCAUUUUGGGAAAGGUUAUGUACAUAUGUAUAGAACAGGAAUCUCAUAGAAAGGAAGAUGAAUUAAAAAAAAAAAAUUAAAAAUGUAUGUCAAGUUCUAUGUUAUU